CAGAAACUCACGCAGCAUUUUAUGCAGCCAUCAGUAUUAAAAAAUGGCUGAGAAAUGGGACCACCGUGACUUUCCGGCCUGUGACGACGGUGGUAGUCCAAAUAGAGAUCAUCAAAACUCCUUUUCCGGCAAGUUCCCCGAGGGUUUGCGUGUGUUAGUCUUUGAUGAAGAUCCCCAAUAUUUAUCUUUAUUGGAGAAACAUCUCCAAGAGUUUCAAUACAGAGUGACUAGAUGCAACGAAGAGGAGAGAGCUGUGUAUUUGCUCCGCAACCAUACGAAUAGGUUCGACAUUGCUAUUAUAGAAGCAGAAAAUUCAAACGGCGAUAGAUUCCGACUAAUCUCGGAAAUUGGAUCGGAAAUGGAUCUUCCAAUCAUUAUAAUGUCUAAAGACGAUUCAGUAGAAUCGGUGAUCAACUGGAUGAGGAACGGUGUUUGCGACUAUCUUAUAAAGCCGAUACGACCUGAAGAUCUACGUUUGAUAUUCAAACACGUGGUCAAGAAGAUACAAGUGAGGAGGAGUGUGGCGGUGGCCGGAGAGGCGGCAGAAGAGAACGCAGCAGGCGAGAAUUCAUCCUCUGUGGGAGAUUCCACCAUAAGAAACCCUAACAAGAGAAAAAGAGGCAUUUUCCUUGAUGGACAAGUCAACGAGGAGGAUCAUGAUCGUGAUCGUGAUUCCACCACCAAAAAAAGGCGAGUCGUGUGGGACGAAAAGCUUCACAACAAGUUUAUCGAGGCAGUGCAAUACCUUGGCAAUAACGAGAAAGCUGUUCCGAAGAAAAUUUUAGAGAGGAUGAAUGUUGAUGGCAUCACUCGAGAAAACGUAGCCAGCCAUCUCCAGAAAUAUCGGUUGAAUAUGAAGAAGCUGAACGAUCAAAACGAAGGAGUGGAGAGGAACCGAGUUUUAAUAACUCCGCAAGAAAGAGGAAUGUAUGGUGGAGAAGGAGCAACCGAAUUCUACAGAGGAAGAAAUGUCCAAUUCCCAACACAUCAUAUGAACAACAUUCCUCAACUUUCUUCUGUGCAGCAGCAAAGCACAAGCCCUAAUCUCAUGACACAGCUCAUAUCACCUCUCGGACAUCGUCAUCUUGAUGACGUCUCUGUCGUACUUUCCGGUAGAAACCUAGUGAUGACUCACCAACAUCAUCAUCACCACCACCAUCAAACCUCAGAUUAUGCAUGCAAUGGUGAAAAGAGCCCGACUUAUAAUGAUGACGAGCUUGGGUUUUCAAGUUUGACUUCCUUGUUCACGCAAAACUCAGAAGAUAUGAGUUUGUUUCAUCUCCAAGACCCGGUGAUGCUUCCCAACGAUAAUCAAUUGUCUGCCAAUCCACAACUGAUGAUGAACGUUCAUGACACUCAUGAACCAUCGAUGUUGCAUAUACCUUCGUUUCCUUCAUCUUUCACACAUAGUUCCUUUAUUGAUCAGAAAGAUACCAUCAAAAUGGUGGAUGUAAGUGGGGGAUUCAGCUACAACAAUAGUUACUCUGUGGACAGCAACAUGCUAACUUAACCGUUGAGAUCAGGUUUCUUGAGGAUUAAUCCUAAUCCGGGAUCUGCAAGAAAGGAUCAGGAUGGGUCAAGAUCGAGGCUAAGUAUGAAAACCGUAGACAAGUAGAGAGAUGAAGUCCGACCAUGUAGGUUAAUGUUGAUAUUGUCAUUUAAUUCUAAGGUUUAGGAUUUAUGGUUUAAUUUCUAGACAACGCUUUCUCUUCUCUCUCUUUUGUAUAUUCUUGUGUUAGC
Thlaspi arvense is the source of this 1740-nucleotide messenger RNA. Lineage: Eukaryota; Viridiplantae; Streptophyta; Magnoliopsida; Brassicales; Brassicaceae. The record is from the annotation of a GenBank genome assembly.